AUGACGGGGAAAAUGACCCUAUAUAAGUUGGUGGUGCUAGGAGAUGGCGGUGUUGGGAAAACGGCAUUGACCAUUCAGUUAUGUCUUAACCAUUUCGUCGAAACCUAUGAUCCGACCAUUGAAGACUCUUAUCGGAAGCAAGUCAUGAUAGAUCAACAGGCUUGCAUGCUUGAAGUUCUCGAUACUGCAGGACAAGAAGAAUAUACUGCUCUGCGUGACCAAUGGAUCCGGGACGGUGAAGGAUUCAUCCUCGUCUACAGUAUCACUUCGAGAAAUUCUUUCAGCAGAAUCCAGAAGUUCUAUUCCCAGGUACAGCGAGUCAAAGAGUCGGGCCAUCCGAAUUCUCCCACCGGCGCGAACUAUCUCCAGUCUCCAAUGCCUGGACAAUCCACCUACAAUGGCCCUCCCAUCAUUAUGUUGGUCGGCAAUAAGAGCGACCAGCAUCAUGAACGCGAGGUUCCUUUUCAGGAAGGCCAAGCACUGGCCAAAGACCUGGGCUGCGAGUUCGUAGAAGCAUCGGCUAAAAAUUGCAUCAAUGUCGAAAAGGCCUUCUACGAUGUCGUGAGACAGUUGAGGAGACAGCGGCAAUCACCUAUGAAGCCAAUUGACCGGAAAGGCACAAACUAUCUGUCACAACCUAGUCCACGGAACAACUUUGACUCCGAUCACCAACGGAUAUACCGCGAUCACAACAAAAAGCGAGGGACUAAAUGUGUUAUUCUAUGA
This is a messenger RNA of Cladophialophora bantiana CBS 173.52, 726 nucleotides long. RefSeq lists its product as uncharacterized. Gene Ontology annotation, cellular component: plasma membrane. Lineage: Eukaryota; Fungi; Ascomycota; Eurotiomycetes; Chaetothyriales; Herpotrichiellaceae. The transcript is spliced from 2 exons. Gene Ontology annotation, biological process: signal transduction. The record is from RefSeq and is a predicted model, not a curated record. Gene Ontology annotation, molecular function: GTPase activity; GTP binding; GDP binding. Bases 1 to 726 code for a protein of 241 amino acids.